UGUCGCUCAACGCUCAGUUCCUGCUUCCGCUUCUUUCCCCCAUUUCCUGUUAGGCGCGAGCUGAACGAGCGAAGCGGGGAGCGUGGACUACGAGUUUCCCGUUUCCAUCGUACAGACACACCUCUACUGCCAAGAUGGUGAAUGUGCCUAAAACCCGAAGGACUUUCUGUAAGAAGUGUGGAAAGCAUCAGCCUCACAAAGUGACCCAGUAUAAGAAGGGGAAGGAUUCCCUGUACGCCCUGGGAAAGAGGCGCUACGAUAGGAAGCAGAGUGGUUACGGUGGGCAGACAAAGCCGAUUUUCCGAAAGAAAGCGAAAACUACCAAGAAGAUUGUGCUGAGGCUUGAAUGUGUGGAGCCUAACUGCAGAUCAAAGAGGAUGCUGGCCAUUAAGAGAUGCAAGCAUUUUGAACUGGGAGGAGAUAAGAAGAGAAAGGGCCAAGUGAUCCAGUUCUAAGCUUUUUUUGAGAAGAAAAUGUUAAAGCUGUAGAAAAAUUACCUGUAUGAAAAUAAAUGCAGUGAUAUUCUUACUCA
Myotis davidii is the source of this 532-nucleotide messenger RNA. RefSeq names its product ribosomal protein L36a like (gene RPL36AL). The transcript has 2 exons. The record is from RefSeq and is a predicted model, not a curated record. Gene Ontology annotation, cellular component: ribosome; cytosolic large ribosomal subunit. Bases 135 to 455 code for a protein of 106 amino acids. Gene Ontology annotation, biological process: translation. Lineage: Eukaryota; Metazoa; Chordata; Mammalia; Chiroptera; Vespertilionidae. Gene Ontology annotation, molecular function: structural constituent of ribosome.